Colletotrichum graminicola M1.001 is the source of this 180-nucleotide messenger RNA. RefSeq lists its product as uncharacterized. Lineage: Eukaryota; Fungi; Ascomycota; Sordariomycetes; Glomerellales; Glomerellaceae. Bases 1 to 180 code for a protein of 59 amino acids. The record is from RefSeq and is a predicted model, not a curated record. The transcript has 2 exons.
AUGAUUGCCGUGGAUAGAAAACACGUACACUGCACCAGCCCGGAUGUGCCCGAAGCGCAGAUAUACCGGGAAGAGGGCGUCUUCACAGAGCGGUACGAUAGAGAAAGGUGCAUGGACAGGCUGGACAAGUAUCAGGAGCAAGAGAAUCGGGCAGACCGGGAGGCUCAAGGACACGAGUAG